Messenger RNA from Triticum aestivum (bread wheat), 1146 nucleotides. Its product is annotated as cytosolic sulfotransferase 5-like. Gene Ontology annotation, molecular function: sulfotransferase activity. NCBI's taxonomy places the organism in Eukaryota, Viridiplantae, Streptophyta, Magnoliopsida, Poales, Poaceae. Bases 1 to 1146 code for a protein of 381 amino acids. The transcript has 4 exons. The record is from RefSeq and is a predicted model, not a curated record.
AUGGCGACGGCACCUGGUGCUUCGCUGCUCGGCCCCAUCCCUUUUAAACCUCAAAAGAGUUGUGUAAGGCAGCUUGAGGUAGAAGGAGCGGCGCUGCAACGCGAGGCGGCGCCAACACCUUUCGCGGACGUUGAAGUUGACUCAGGCUUGGUCUCCGGUGUGCCGGUGCAGCUUGCGGAGGAGAACGCCGACGCCGACCUUGUGUCCGCCCUGCCGAGCGCGCCGAGGCCCAACAAUGGCCUGCCGAACCUCCGUUUCUACGAGGGGUUCUGGCUGCCGGAGUGGCCUGUCCCGGCGGCCGUCGCCCUACAGCGCCGCUUCGAGCCCCGCCGGGACGACGUCAUCGUUGCCAGCUUCCCCAAGUGCGGAACCACGUGGGUCAACGCGCUGACGUUCGCCACCAUGGCGCGGCGCGCCUACCCCUCCGUCGGCGCUGGGCACCCGCUGCUACGCCUCAACCCGCACCAGUGCAUCCCUUUCUUGGAGGGCCUAUUCGUUAGCCGGCGCGGGGAGGCCAAGCUCGAGGCGCUACCUUCCCCGCGCGUCAUGAACACGCACAUGCCGCUGGCCAUGAUACCGCGAGCCGCCGCGCCCGGCGGGGGCGGGUGCAAGGUCGCGUACGUCUGCAGGCAGCCCAAGGACAUGGUGGUCUCGCGGUGGCACUUCCACCGGCGGCUGCAUCCCGAGCUGGCGUUCGCCGACGUCUUCGGGGCCGUGUGCAGCGGCGUGGUGGCGUACGGACCAGCGAAAACAUUGUGGGACCACAUGCUCGGCUACUGGAGCGACAGCACGGCGAGGCCUGACAGCAUGCUCUUCUUGCGGUACGAGGAGCUGCUGCGUGACCCCGCCGAGCAUGUCAGGGCGCUGGCGCGGUUCGUGGGGCUGCCUUUCUCCGGCGCCGAGGAGGAUGCCGGCGCCGUCCACGACAUCGUCAAGCUCUACAGCUCCGGCCGCCUCAAGAACCUGGAGGCCAACAAAACGGGCCACGUGAAUCCCAUCCUCCAGAUCCCGCGCGGCGCGCUAUUCAGGAAGGGCGCGGCCAGUGACUGGGCGCUAUCGAAUCACACGACGUCGGAGAUGGCGCAACACCUUGACGAGAUCAUCGCCAACAAGCUCCAUGCCUCAGGGCUCACCUUCCAUGAGUGA